Molecule: messenger RNA, 2478 nt
Organism: Ceratina calcarata
Lineage: Eukaryota; Metazoa; Arthropoda; Insecta; Hymenoptera; Apidae
Product: neuroendocrine convertase 1
Exons: 15
Coding region: 118-2187 (689 amino acids)
Biological process (GO): peptide hormone processing
Cellular component (GO): neuron projection; membrane
Molecular function (GO): serine-type endopeptidase activity
Source: RefSeq, a predicted model, not a curated record
ACCGAGCGAACUUCGAUCAGUCCAUUGUUCCUCCAGAGAAAAUUGAAUAGAAGUAAUUUUAUCGGGGAGAAUCCGCAAUCGCGUUAAAGUACCAAUUACAGAAAUUCAAUUUUGGACAUGAUCAGUGUGUACUUCCGGUGUGUCGCUUGCUGGAUCGUUAUGAACGAGCUUGUGAAUAACAUCGCGGGUCAGCCUGAUAACCAUCGAGACGAGUGGGUGGUUAGGGUCCAAGGCGGGCCGCAAGUCGCAUCUCUCUUAGCAUUGCAGAGUGGCUACAAGCAUCUCGGACCAGUUCUAGGAUUCGAGGACACGUACAAAUGGCUCCAAGAUGAUGGCAAUGGAUACCAGAAAAGAGGCGGAGUUCGUUUAACGAAGGCACUCAAUUCGAGCACCAAGAUCAUUUGGGCGGAUCGACAGAGGGCGGUCGAGCGACACAAACGUGAUUACGUGCCAUUAUCUAACUUCGAUUCAGAGAAACCUUUGAUAAGAGAGAAGAGGCUGGAGGUAGAUCAGUAUCGCUUGAACAGCGUAAUGGAAGAUGAUAAGGAUUGGCGACUAUUUGGAUUGAACGAUCCUGAAGACUCGAAGCUAAUGUUCAAUGAUGAACUGUGGGAUCAAGAGUGGUACCUGCAAGAUACCCGAUCGAGCAAAGCGCUUCCCAAGCUGGAUCUAAACGUUCUACCCCUCUAUCGACUGGGGGUAACUGGCCGAGGGGUGAGAAUCGCCGUUCUGGACGACGGAUUGGAGUAUACCCACGACGAUUUGCGAAACAAUUACGAUGCAGACAUUAGCUAUGACGUGAACGAAGGCGACGACGAUCCAUUGCCACGAUACGAUGUAACAGGAAUGAACGGACACGGGACAAGAUGCGCCGGGGAGAUAGCGAUGGAGGCUAACAACCGGAAAUGUGGUGUGGGCGUUGCUUUCGAGGCUUCCAUCGGCGGGAUCAAGCUGCUCGACGGUGUGGUGAACGAUCGCGUCGAGGGAGAGGCGCUCGGAUACAAACCGAAACUGGUGGAUAUUUACACGGCCUCCUGGGGCCCGGCGGACGAUGGAAAAAGUUUAGAGGCACCCGGAAGACUCGCUACGGAAGCACUCGAACGCGGUAUAAAAAUGGGCAGAGACGGCAAGGGCAGUAUUUACGUGUGGGCUUCCGGAAACGGAGGCUCCAAAUCGGACGACUGCGGAUGCGACGGAUAUGUAGGAAGCAUUUACACGAUAGCUGUCGGCUCCGCCAGUCAGACCGGAAGAUUUCCGUGGUACGGUGAAACCUGCCCAGCAACGUUAGCAACUACGUACAGCAGUGGCGCUUAUCAGGAUCAAAUGAUAGCAACAACGGACUUAAGAAAUACCUGCACGACAGGACACACCGGCACUUCCGCUUCCGCUCCAUUAGCUGCCGGGAUCCUAGCCUUAGCUUUGCAAGUAAACAACGAUUUAACUUGGAGGGACGUGCAGCACCUCAUCGUCUGGACGUCGGAGUACAGUCCACUCAGGAAAAAUCCGGGUUGGUUCCUAAACUCCGCCGGGUUUUGGUUCAACUCACGUUUCGGCUUUGGACUUAUGAACGCGUACGCUUUGGUCUCUGCCAGUUCCAAUUGGACCACUGUUCCGAACAAGACCAUUUGCAAAAUAGACGCCAACGAAAUAAUCGACAAGAAGCUGGCUUAUGGUAGUAGCAAGAAGUUGCGAUUCGAGGUAGGAGACGAAUGUCGAUCAAAAGGGAACGAGAUUACGUUUUUGGAACACGCGGAGAUCGAGGUCAGCCUCGAGUACAGUCUGCGCGGAGCGCUUCAAAUGCAUCUGACUGCACCCUCAGGGACUAAGGUGCAAAUACUGAAGCCCAGGAAGUUGGAUGACUCAGCCGCUGGUUUUGAAAAAUGGAAAUUUAUGUCGGUGGCGUCGUGGGGCGAGGAUCCGCGCGGCAGAUGGGUUCUGGACAUCUCAGACGAGAUCGGUCCAGAAGAGAACAAUGGGACAAUAGAAGCGUUUGCAUUGAUUUUACACGGAACCAAGGAAGCGCCGGAGUACCGCAAAAACGGACCUCGGAUUUACAACCAGGACUACAAUAGAAUCCGCAAAACUAACGGAAACCGAUCAAUGAAAUACGCAUUCGAGGAGAAACUGGGGUUACUGAUUCAAGAGAACGAUGCCUAUAAGAAAGAUUGGUUGGAGGAACUUCUUUGAAUAUAAAUUCACUAGCAAGUGAAAUAUCAUUCGUAGAAACAGAUUCAUCGAUCUUGCAUCUGUCUGGCUAACGUAAACGCGAGUAGUGAAAUUAUUCAACUAUGCGAUUGAAUCCAUUUGGUGAGCUAAAAAUGCAUUAAUUCAUAAAUUCUAUUGUCGUUAUUCCUUAUCUCGUUGCUUCACGUUUGUGUUAGUGAGGGAUAGAUCCAUGAGUUCGUUUGUACAGUUUGUAAACGAAGCUAAUUAAUAAAAAUGAAAAAGUACACACUGAAAAAUUAUAUAUCAUUUUUU